CCUGUGCUGAAGGCGGGGCCACGGGAACGCGCGUCCACGACCUUCCAAGCGCGCUCCCGGGCCGUGUCUCCUUCAGCUGUGUCAGAGGAGCAGGUUGGUGUGUGAGGUUGAGCUUCCCCGCUCUGGCGCGUCUCUGCUCCUCCGGCUGAAAUGGGAUUUGUGCGUUCCGAGUGGACACCGACCGGCUCCUGCGCUCCUGCUUCUGUCCGCCUUCUGGUCUCCUUCAGCCGGGGAAACCCUGCAGCGCAAGUGUGAGCGCUUACAUCCGCACCGAACAGCGUCUCUCUCCCUCCCUGUGAAGCCCGUUUGUUUCCCGACGCUUCAUUUAUGGACUAAAGAAGCUCCGAGUGAGCGUGUUUGUAAUUUCCGUUCACACAGCUGAAGAUGGAGACGAUGAUGGAGAGGGAGUGCAGCGCGCUGGGGGGGCUUUUCCAGACUGUCAUUGGAGACAUGAAGGGCAGUUACCCCGUCUGGGAUGACUUCAUCAGCAAGGCCAGCAAACUACAGUCACAGCUAAGGACGACAGUUGUCGCUGUAGCAGCCUUCCUGGAUGCCUUUCAGAAGGUGGCCGACCUGGCAACUAACAGCCGAGGGGGGACCCGGGACAUCGGUUCAGCCCUCACCAGGAUGUGCAUGAGGCAUCGCAGCAUCGAGGCCAAACUACGCCAGUUCUCCAUGGUGUUUCUGGACUGUCUGAUCAACCCUCUACAGGAGCAGAUGGAGGAGUGGAAAAGAGUCGCCAACACUCUGGAUAAAGACCAUGCGAAAGAGUACAAGAAAGCCCGUCAGGAGAUCAAGAAGAGAUCAUCAGACACUCUAAAGCUGCAGAAGAAAGCUAAGAAAGGCCGUGGAGACCUGCAGCCCCAGCUGGACAGCGCCAUGCAGGACGUCAGCGAUAAGUACCUGCUGCUGGAGGAGACGGAGAAGCAGGCGGUGAGGAGGGCGCUGGUGGAGGAGAGGAGUCGCUUUUGCUGCUUCGUGUCCAUGCUGCGGCCUGUCGUGGAGGAGGAGAUGUCCAUGCUGGGGGAGAUUACACACCUCCAGACGCUGACAGACGACCUGAAGAUGCUAACCAUGGACCCACACAAGCUGCCCGCUUCCAGUGAGCAGGUAAUCGUAGACCUGAAGGGCUCCGAGCGCACCUGGUCCUACCAAACUCCUCCCUCGUCACCAAGCACCACCGUAUCCAGGAAGUCCAGCAUGUGCAGCAGCCUGAACAGCGUGAACAGCAGUGACUCUCGCUCCAGCGGCUCACACUGUCACUCCCCGACCUCCCACUUCCGUUAUCGCGCCUCCUCCUCCUCUUCCUCCUCAGUGCUGCCCCAGCAGACACCUGCCCGCCUCUCUUCAAUCUCCUCACACGACUCUGGCUUCAUCUCUCAGGACGCCUACCAGUCCAAAUCCCCUUCACCGAUGCCCCCAGAGACCCUGCAGGAUUGGGCCAAACCAGGCCCGUACGAUCAGCCCAUGGUUAAUACCCUGAAGAGGAGCAAGGACAGGAGAGAGACUACAGAUCCCAGCAGCCACCAGGGUGCUGAUGUCACCACACCAGGAGAGGAGCCAAACAGGGGCAAAGGAAACAACACUUCAUCAUCCCCCAAGGUCGGACACAAUGACCAGCAAAAUGCCAAACAAGAGCUGGCCAGAGCUCUGGCCCGCGGCCUCCAGCUGGACAUCCACGGCUCCAGCAGAGAUUCCCUGCAAGGCUCCAGCGGCUACAGCAGCCAGACCAACACACCCUGCUGCUCAGAGGACACCAUCUCCUCACAGGUAUCGGACUGUGACUACUACUCUGUGGGAGCAGAUCAGGAGGUGGAGCAGCAGUCCUCAGACUUUGAUAAAUCCUCCACCAUCCCGAGGAACAGCGACAUCACCCAGUCCUACCGCCGCAUGUUUCAGUCUAAACGCCCUGCUUCCACUGCUGGCCUGCCUUCCAACCCCUCUGCUGUAAUCACCCCGGGGGUUGCUACUAUCAGACGGACCCCAUCCUCCAAACCCAACUUGCGACGACCAUCCGGGGGCCUCAACCUGGGCCCCAUCCCCAUCAAGCCCCCCAUGAUCCCAGUUAAGACUCCCACUGUGCCUGAACACCCUGGAUUCCCCAGCAAAGCAGCGUCAGAAGACGGCAACACCCCGCGGACCCCGCUAAGCCCGGCCACAACUCCUCUGUCACCAGGCAGCAACGGGUCAUUGUCACCAAAGUCUGCCCCUUGGGAGAUCCAGCACAUGGGCAAGGGAUCGGAUCCUCCAACCCCACCUCCACAGCCCAGCGGUCGGUCAUCAGAGUGGGAGCGCCGACCCCUCCCAGAGCUCUUGGAGGAAACAGAAUACGCUGAGGUGGAGGACUUUCUGGUGGCCAUCCGACGAGGCGUCAAGCUCAAGAAGACGACAACCAACGACCGAUCAGCACCAAUGAUUCACUGAGCGAAGGUUGGUUCGACAUGAGCCAUUUUGUGUCCCUGGCUGAAAAUACUGUUGGAAGGGACACAAAAUGGUUAAUGCUAAGUAAAAGCAAAUAGCUAUGACAUCAAAUGGAUGCCAGUAACAGGAGGAAGUUGCCCAGAGACUCUGAUUGAGGAUCAUUUUAGAAAUCUUGUCUUUUAGCAGCGAUUACAAAAAAAUGUGCAUUUUCACAGUUUGGCCAAAGAGUAAUAAUAUUUGCAUUUAAAUCAAACAAAGACCGAGUCCAUUGUCAGCUGGGAUCGCCUCCAGCCUCACCUGCACAGGUGCACAAGGAGAAAAUUUAAGUAAACUUUCCACAAAGUGUUGACUGGACUUGUUAAGCACAUCUCCCUUUAAAAAUCAGUUCUAGUUCCUGCGCGAGGCCGAGCCAGGAACUCUGAUCCGAGAUCGUUUCCUCAGGGCAACUUCGAUAACAGAGCGAGGGAGACGGGAUCAUCCUGACGACCGAGAGACGCCUGGACAAGGUCGACCUUGUAGCAG
Molecule: messenger RNA, 2943 nt
Organism: Haplochromis burtoni (Burton's mouthbrooder)
Lineage: Eukaryota; Metazoa; Chordata; Actinopteri; Cichliformes; Cichlidae
Product: protein MTSS 1
Exons: 13
Coding region: 385-2424 (679 amino acids)
Biological process (GO): adherens junction maintenance; plasma membrane organization; positive regulation of actin filament bundle assembly
Cellular component (GO): cytoplasmic side of plasma membrane; actin cytoskeleton
Molecular function (GO): phospholipid binding; actin binding
Source: RefSeq, a predicted model, not a curated record